AAGGACAAAGGACGGUUAUUGUGCGUUGAGUCUGGACAGCGGAAGCAAAGCAAACUCCCACUCGCUAACUACACGAGGCCUCCCUGCCCCCCUCUGCGUUUCUCCUCCGCAAGUCUCGCUUGUCUCAGACUCUUUCGUCUGCUUACCUUUGUGCUCAGCCCCUAUUUUUCGACAACCAUCUGGCUCCAUGUCCGAACAAUAAAUCUUCGAUUCGUCAAAGACGCUCCCUAUUAGCCUACCCGAACAUCUUUGCACUCUAUAAUCUCUCCCGUCGACGGGCAUAAUCUUCUCUGACAUUCUAGUUUCUCUUUCGACUAUGACCACAAUUCCCGCCCCGACUAUACUUCUCUCUGGCGAAGAGUGGCCCGACGCCGACUUUGAUCUUCCUGAUGGAGAGCCUAUACACGCUUCAGAUGGAGAAUCUGACAAGGACGACGAAGACUGGGAUAAUGAGUUCGACCUUGGCACCACCGGUGGUGCAAACUUAAAGGCUGCUUUGGACUCCGUAGCUGCCCUACCUGAGUUGUCAAGGCGUACGCCCCAGAUGUUCACCAUCCGCCCACCAUUACCCACUCCACCAGAAGAUGACGACGAGGAUGAAGGCGUCUCAACCAUCAAAGCAACCGUUUUACCCAAAAUUCCUGCAAGGCCUACUCAGCCAACUAUCGAGGAGGACUUCGAAGACGGUUUGGCCCUGCCGGAAGAUCUGACACAGCUCUCCCUCCGCCCGUUGUCGCUCAAGACGCAAUCCUCCAAGUCCUCUCUGGAAUGGGGCGAAAAGGACCAGACAUCUUCCUCGCAGUCUUCGGACGCUCCCUCUUCUCUCGGUUUCGCUGACCACUAUCAAUCUUCUAACUACACGUCAGCGUCCCUACCGGAGACAGAGACCGAAGAAGACGACGAUGAAGGUGACCUCGAAGGUCUUGUCAUUCCCUCAGGCUUGUUUGAAUCAGGCCACAGCGGCAAGAAACUGGCCAAACUCCUUGAGGCGAAGAAGCGGGCAACCCCGAUUGAUGAUCGUGUCAAAAUCGCUAGCCCUGACCCCGAAGAUGAUUUUGAAAUGGGACUGGUAUUGGAUGAUGAUUCGGAGCUUAGCCCAAGCAGGCUACUACAGACUGCCCAGCAGAAGUCCCAACGGGCUCUGGCACUGCCGAUACUUCGUAGUAGAAGUGUUCCUGCUCGGCCUACCGCUCCAGUCAGACCACCGUCAAGAUUGAAGCUUGAUCGUGCGAAAUCACCCAGUAAUCCACCGGUCUCAUCCGCCCAACAACUACGUCGUUUGAAUGCACCCCCCUCUCCUCCCCGACUGGCGCCUGCACCUGUGCGUACGCAAACGUACAGCCAGGCAGUCACUUCCGCUCCUUCCACUAGUUUUUCAUUUCUCACUCCUAAGCCCGGAAGUCUUCGAGUACAGAAGUCACAUUCCGGCCUCAAGCCUCCUUCCCCGUCUACGGCGACGCGGAAGUUGUCUCGCAAAGCCUCCCUUCCUUCACUCUCAGACUCUAACCAGGCCCAAGCAUCAGGCUCCGGGUCUAGUAGUGGCAUACCCACACCGACAGCGCGUUAUGAGACUCCCACGGCGUCAUCGCGAGCAAAGGUUCAUAAUAACUCCACAGGUCGUCUACAUAGUUUGGACUACAAUGUUCCCCCAACUCGACCCUCGACACCGUCUUCGAAUCCCAUCGCUCUACGGCUCACAAUGCCAACGUCUUCGUCUCGCAUGAAGACUCGGCUACCAAUUUCAUCCGUAUUCCCUAGUUCUGCCCCAGCGACUGCCGCUCCUCCGCUCCCUCGAUCAACUUCUCCAUUACCCCCUAUGCGUCCGCCUUCCAGGUCGUCCAAUAAGUCCCGCCAUAGUCAAACACAGUCUCUGCCGAUUCCCCCUCCUGUCAAGGUUCUAAAACGGCCGAAACGACAAAAGACAUAUGGCGAUGGUACGGAAUUGGACGGGAUUGAAGAUCUCCCUCUCAACCGAGACAAGGAGAGCCAGUAUCGUGUUGCACCGAAGGGCUUCGGUAACCGUGUCCCAGGUGCUUCAUAUUCUUCAAAAGUUACCGGAGGUGGAUCUUCUACAGGUAAAGGUACACUGCGUCGCUCACGAAAACAUGAUUUGUCCUCUGGUAGUUCAGAUGUUGGCAGCAUAGCCCCGCCUACCAAGACGCUCAAACGUUCCGGUAGAGCCCAGUCAUUCAGUCGACCAACUGAAACGGAUCUUCUUGUAAAGAAGAAACUCCCCGCGUCUCCCGGACAGACCAGACGCAAACCCACUCUCAUUCGAAAUUUAGGCGGUUCCAAUGCUCCCAAAGGUCAGUCAGCCAUUGAAAUGUGUUGCCUAAUUUCGGCCUCAUGUUUUGUCGCAGUUGUUGGAGAGAUGAAAUGGAAUCCCCAAACGCUAAGAUGGGAAGGCAACGACCAAGUCCUUCGCGACUUCGACGCAGCUGUUGGCACGUCAACGCGGCCAGCACUUAUUACCCACCUAACAGGAUCUUCUGUUGGCUCACCUGCAGGCUCGUUCGCAUCCGGAGCUCGGGUGGUUGGUAACAUGAUCUUUGACCCAACGCGCAUGUGUUGGAUAUCGACAUUGCCUCCUGAAGAAGACGAGCCCGACGUCUUCGCCGACCUUGCCGACGAUGAGGAUGAUGACUGGGAGGCAAAAGGCGGUACUAUCCGCGCCACCCAGCAGACUUCGGGAACGGUUACUGAGACUAUCGUCAGCUCGAAUACAUCUCGGGUGGAUGCGCCCAGCCCGGCUCUCAGCCAUCGACGAAGCAUGUCGGAUGCCGAGAGUGACAGAGGCUCUCGUGCGUCGUAUGUAUGCAAUGUCGACGCGGACUUCCUAGAGAAGUGUCGUAUUGCUGAGGAGCGGCAUCGGCAGGAAAUGCGUGGCUGGAUCCCCAUCAACAGAGAUCCACACGCAGAGUUGGACCGCUCAUACCUAUACGACAUUCGAGCACUUGCAACUCGACAAUACUAGGCGCAACUUUGUUAUCUUUGUUUUGUAUAUGCUGUCAUAUGGAUACUUUUCAUUACGACCCCAUGACGACGACUCUCUUUAUUUGCCUUUUCUCUCUUUCUCUCUCUCUCGCCUCAGUCUUGUGAGUUUGUCGAUUUGUUUCGCUUACCUGUCCGUCACUUGUUGCAUACUGACUAUAGUCCUUGUACUGCCCGGUUUCUUGUCCAUACCUUUCACUCCGCAUUUGUUUGUUGGAUGUGCUAUAUCUCGUUAUGUUCUGUCCGGCUGCUCAGGUUCUCUCGUUAUUACUCUACUUAGUCUCUCUUUCUCUUUUCUCAUCGCGUUGCUCUACCUAGUAUGUAUAAAGUUAUGUGGAAACAAGCUUAGCAUGUGAAUAGCGUUCCAGUUCC
Somion occarium is the source of this 3363-nucleotide messenger RNA. The record is from the annotation of a GenBank genome assembly. NCBI's taxonomy places the organism in Eukaryota, Fungi, Basidiomycota, Agaricomycetes, Polyporales, Cerrenaceae.